AGACCCAAAGAAGAGAAGAACAACAAGAAGCGAAACAGCAAAAAAAGCCCACCUUAAAACCGAAGUGAGUUUGGGGUGGCCGUCUUCUUCAGCUUGUAGAGUCACUCUGAUUUUAUUUUAUAUUUUUAUUUCUACAUCCGGAGAAUCACAGAACAGAAGCUAUUAAACCGCUUUCAAAAACUCAAAAAGCCUAUCAUAGCCAUGACGGACUAUGCUCAGGAGCAGGAGAUGGAAAUUGAGGCUUUGGAAGCCAUACUUAUGGAUGAUUUCAAAGAAAUUCACUCUAGUGAGAGUGGCUUAAAUACUUCCAACAGAUGCUUCCAAAUUAAAGUAAUCCCUCAGGAUGAUGAGGGAGAUGAGUUGUCCACUCCAGUUGAGCUAGCUUUGAUUUUCUCACACACAGAGAAGUAUCCAGAUGAACCUCCACUUUUAAAUGUAAAGAGUUUGCGAGGAAUACAUACAGAAGAUCUUAGAAUUUUGAAAGAAAAUCUUGAACAAGAGGCAUCUGAAAAUCUUGGUAUGGCUAUGGUUUACACACUAGUUUCAUCAGCUAAAGAGUGGCUUUCUGAACGGUAUGGUGCAGACACAAAUGCUGAGGAUGCUGAAGCAGAAGAGGCGACAAAAGAUGAUGUUAUUAUUCCACAUGGAGAACCAGUUACCGUUGAAACUUUUCUGGCAUGGAGAGAAAGGUUUGAAGCAGAGUUGGCACUAGAACGAGCCAAGUUAAUGCCUGAGUCUGCACUUACUGCACCUAAGGAAAAGAGGCUCUCAGGAAGACAGUGGUUUGAAAGUGGAAGAGGUUCUGCGAGAGGUCCAGUUGCGGUUGCUGAAGGAUCUGAUGUGGAAGAUGAGGAAGAUAUUGACUUUGAUGAUGAUGAUUUCGAAGAUGAUGAAGAAGAUAUGCUUGAGCACUAUCUGGCAGAGAAAUCUGAGUCACCCUCUCAUUCAUAGAUGAGAGCCAUCUAAACAAUGCAUACGGAGAACUCUUCAGCAUGGAUCCAUUUGUAUCAUUUUUUGUCGUACGUAUUUUUGGCUUGUUUGUCUUGCCAGGAAAUUUAGUUCUAGUAAUUGUGAUGCCAUUUAGUAAAGUAGUGAGGAUGAGGUAUUAUUGUAAUUUUAAAACAUUGUAUUCCAUUAAUGAAGCCCCAGAUGGCCAUGAUAGAUUUUGGACAUAUGCAUGCUGUCAUGCACUAUGCUCAUUUGAACUAUACUGUGCUUUUAGGAGAGAAAAGUGAGUUAGGUUAUUGGUAAUCAACAAUCCUUAAGUAUCUAAAAAUGAGAUCAUUCUUUCAUUAGCCCCCUUAAGCUUAAGGUGUCAUGUGGAGAGAGGAAUAAUCGUACUUUUAAUGGAAUGGAAAUUUCAAUUGUUGAGAUGAAAUUUCUUCUUUUUGUGA
Quercus robur (English oak) is the source of this 1394-nucleotide messenger RNA. RefSeq lists its product as uncharacterized. Gene Ontology annotation, molecular function: protein binding. The transcript has 11 exons. The record is from RefSeq and is a predicted model, not a curated record. Gene Ontology annotation, biological process: cytoplasmic translation. NCBI's taxonomy places the organism in Eukaryota, Viridiplantae, Streptophyta, Magnoliopsida, Fagales, Fagaceae. The coding region runs from base 202 to 951 and encodes 249 amino acids.